AGUCUAACCAAAACAUUUGAUCGAACCAUCAGAACCCCUAAUCAAAGCAGAAUUUAUCGCUCCCUCUUUUCUGGGGAGCUUCUCCAUCGUCCUGUGAGUAUUUCAGGAAGCGCAAUGGUGUGGAUUCUCAACUUUAUUGUCUUCUCUCUCCUCUGCUUCUCAACUUUAACUUCUGGAAAUGGAGUUGAUCAAAAGGUCUUGAUGGUUGGGAAUGAGCUGUUUAAGGAAACUCUACCGUUCCAAAUGGGAUCGCGGUAUUAUUUGCUUCAAGGGUUGAAACCUGAUACUUGGUAUGAAGUGAAGAUAUCAUACCCUGCUUCUAUACCGGCUAUGUUUUCUUUACAGUUGAAGAGAGGUGUUUCUGGUGUUGGAAUGAACAGGCUAAGAAAAUUGCUGAAUACUGAGAAACUGAUUUUCAAGGCGGAGAACCUGGACGAGGUUAAUCGUCAGGGUGGAUUUUAUGUUCUGAUAACUGUGGAGCCGGAGGGAUUUGUUGCAAUACCCGGUGUACAGGAAAGGGAGAAUAUAUUGUUCAAUAUAGUUUGUGAUGAGCUGAUGUUGGGCAUUCCUCACGAAGCUUGGCUGGUUGCAGCUUUAGCAUUGCUAUGCGUAGUAGUGGGUUUUUCUGUACCUCGAUUUCUUCCACCUUUUCUUCUGCCAAAGGAUCAAGACAUCAAAAGAGCCGGACAGUUGGUCACAGAAAAGGACUCCUAGCCCGGCCUUCACUUCUAAAGUUGUAAUUGAUAAUUAGGUUUUUAAGCAGUGGCCCUGCCAGAACCAGGAAACUAAUGAACAGCCUGAGGAACUGCCUGAGACAGAAUCGGGAAACUAUGGAUAAAUGUGAUGACGUUCACUCAUGGAGCUGAUAGAGCACGAUAGGGCUAAAAUUGUUGGAAACGGAAAGGAAGUUAUGGAUAUGCACUUACCAGAAGAUUUUCCUCUCUCAAUCAAGUAUUAUGGACUGUAAUACUAUUAGCUCCUUUCAUCAGAUGUAAGCCUUUGCUGCUAACCCUUUUCUUGAUAUCAGAGUUGGUGAUAGUGGGAAGUUCAUUUUAUGUGGAGCAGUUGGUUGUGUAAGUAAUGUGGCUUCAAAUUCCUUCCGUCGUCUCAUUAUCUUGUUCAUCUGAAUAUGAUUAAUGAAUGAAUUAUUUUCUCUUAUCAUA
Molecule: messenger RNA, 1163 nt
Organism: Spinacia oleracea (spinach)
Lineage: Eukaryota; Viridiplantae; Streptophyta; Magnoliopsida; Caryophyllales; Amaranthaceae
Exons: 5
Coding region: 115-714 (199 amino acids)
Source: RefSeq, a predicted model, not a curated record